Molecule: messenger RNA, 1110 nt
Organism: Exophiala spinifera
Lineage: Eukaryota; Fungi; Ascomycota; Eurotiomycetes; Chaetothyriales; Herpotrichiellaceae
Exons: 1
Coding region: 1-1110 (369 amino acids)
Cellular component (GO): endoplasmic reticulum membrane; dehydrodolichyl diphosphate synthase complex
Molecular function (GO): ditrans,polycis-polyprenyl diphosphate synthase [(2E,6E)-farnesyl diphosphate specific] activity
Source: RefSeq, a predicted model, not a curated record
AUGCCUCCCUUCAAUCCGACCGUCACCGAGUUAUAUCGCAAAGAUGUCGCAUCGGGUGGACGACUGCUUUCUGCGGCAGAGCGUGAAAAGCUCCUGCAACCGUACCUACCACCUGUUCCUGCGCCGUCUUCAAGGAUGGACAGCAUUACUUCCACCACCGCACCUCGCCAUGCGUCCAGAGGCCACAAGCGGCGCAUACGACCCUUCUUGAAAACCAAAAUCCAUACCCUCCUGUUCUUCCUCAUCCAACUCUUCUUUGGCAUGUAUAUCCGCCUGCGCCAGAUCUACCAUGCCACGCUCGACCGAGGCCUCGCCAUACGACAUUAUCACCACCGCACCCCCGAGUACAUCCAGCGAGAUGUCAAGAACCUCGACCGUCUCCCUCGACACCUCAGCGUGAUAUUAAAGUACAAGAGUGAAGAAGACGGAGGACUCGAAGCGCUCGUGGACGAGGUGGCAGAGUUGAGCGCCUGGUCAGCGUCUGCUGGAAUACCGCUGUUGAGCAUCUACGAAAAAUCAGGGAUCCUAAAGACGUACAUGGCCAGCGUGCAAGAGGUUGUCAGCCAGAAGCUUACGUCUUACUACGGUCCUGCGCCUGCAGCGCCUAGUCUCAGAGUAUUCGCACCCAAUCUCCCCUCGACGAGCCCUUCGCCGAUGCCCUCACCACGCAUCCCUGCCCACUCGCACGCGAGUUCAGAGCGGCGCCAACAUCUGGACCUCCUUCUCCUCUCAGCCACAGACGGAAGGGACACACUCGUCGAUCUCACACGGACACUGGCUGAAAUGGCACAGUCGCAUAAGAUCCGCCCGAAGGACAUUACUUCCAACUUGAUCAAUACAGAGAUCAGUGCGACGACAGCGAUCACCGACUCAGGACACCCAAAAUCAAGUAAAGAUGCCGAUGCUGGGGAGCCUGAUCUAGUUGUAGUGUUUGGCCCUUAUGUCAAACUUGAAGGCUACCCGCCCUGGCAGAUCCGAUUGAGCGAGAUCUUCUGUGUCGGUGACUCAGGUGGAGAUGUGUCGGGGAGAACCAGCACCAGGGUCGAAUAUCAAGCCUUCUUGAGAGGGCUAUGGAAGUAUGCCGGUGCUGAGAUGAGAUUCGGUAGAUGA